Molecule: messenger RNA, 3531 nt
Organism: Solea senegalensis (Senegalese sole)
Lineage: Eukaryota; Metazoa; Chordata; Actinopteri; Pleuronectiformes; Soleidae
Gene: mcf2a
Product: MCF.2 cell line derived transforming sequence a
Exons: 27
Coding region: 455-3472 (1005 amino acids)
Biological process (GO): dendrite development; intracellular signal transduction
Cellular component (GO): cytoplasm
Molecular function (GO): guanyl-nucleotide exchange factor activity
Source: RefSeq, a predicted model, not a curated record
GAGUCAGGGAGGGGAGGGCCGGGAGGAGCAGACAGCAGUGGCCAGAUGGAGCCUGGUUUUGUUUUGGAGUAGCUGACUGCUGCUGAGAGCAGGACAGUCACUGCACGAGUCUGUGUGUGUGUGUGAGAGAGAGAGAGAGAGAGGGGGAAAGCAACAUCACACCCAACAACAGCACGGCAAACUACUGUCUUCCUAUGUGGACAGGACCUUUCAUGUAGUUCAGUGCUCAGUGUAGUGGAGCCUCUCUAUGCAGCUCAAGGUCGGACCAGGAAGAUCCAGCCGAAGCCUUGGGGAACUGUCCCAUCUGCAUCCUGGGACCUGCAGAUGCAGGUGGGCCUAGAUUCCCCAUCGACCCCUCUAUAUGCAGACACUAUGGAGGCAGCUGGGACUGUGAAGAGGAUGUGAGGCCUGGACUGUGACUGUCACGUCUCCUAACCCUGACUGAGUCGAGGGAAUGGGCCCAGCCUCGCUACAAGAGGAGAGAGAGACCAAAGAGGAGAUGGAGAGCUACCACUGCCUUCUGCAGGCCGGCUCCCAGCUACAGAGCACUCUGCAGCAGGUCUCCGUCCCUGUGAGCUUACAGGAGGUGGGAGGAUAUAUAGAGAAACAGGUGGCAUAUCUCUCAGGGGGCCGUGGGGAAGACUCCAGUGUCAUCAUCACUCUCCCAGAAUGCUCAGCUUUCAGUGACAUUCCAGAGGAAGCUUUAGCCAAAGUCUUCACGUACCUCACUCUCAUUCCUCGAACAAGGCAACCCGGAGUCAAAUUUAUCAUCAUUUUAGACCGAAGACUGGACACAUGGGCGUCCAUCAAAACUGCACUUGCCAGGAUAGCAGCUUCCUUCCCUGGGAACCUGCACCUGGUCCUGGUGUUGCGACCGACCAGCUUCUUCCACCGCACUGUCACUGACCUGGGCUUUCGCUUCAGCCAAGAGGACUUCAUGCUCAAAAUGCCAGUGGUGAUGCUGAGCUCUGUCACAGACCUGCUGCACUACAUCAGCGAGAACCAGCUGACGUCAGAGUUCGGAGGCACCCUGGACUAUUGUCACAGCGACUGGAUUGUUUUACGAACGGCUAUUGAAAGUUUUGCUGUAACAGUCAAAGACAUCGCACAGAUGCUUCAGGGCUUUGGCACUGAGCUGGCAGAGACAGAGCUGCCAGACAAAGGGAAAGCCAUCGAGUCUCUGCUUGAACUCCAGACAGAAAAGUAUAAGAAACUCAAGGAUGCAAUUAGGUCCGUGUCAAAGGAGGGUCGUCAUCUUCUCUCCAGCCUCGAAAGCUCUGGGAAUGAGGACGACUCCCACUGGGAUGUGAAGCUGGACUGGGAGACGGUGCAGAGUCCCAUUUUUUGUAGGCUUCUCGCGCAGCUCCGAGACAUGGAGUCGGCGUUUGACGGCUUCUUUGAGAAGCAUCAUCUGAAGCUUCACCAGUAUCUGCAGCUACUCAGAUACGAGCAAAGCUUUCAGGAGAUGGAGUUUUGUCUGGAGCACCUGACGGCUCAGGAGAGGGAACUGACUGUAUCCGUCGACACUGAGGCUCAGGCAGAACACGCUCUUAAAAAGCUGGACAGUCUGGAGUCCAAUGCACAGGAGGUGGUGUCUCGCGCUCAGAUCCUCAUCCUUCACGGACACCAGCUUUCAGCGAAUCACCACUUCGCGAUGGCCCUCAUCAUGCAGCGCUGCAACGAGCUCCGCCACCACUGUGACACGCUUACUGCUGCGCUGAAGUCCAAACACUCUCAGCUUCUGCACACACACCAGCUGCUGCUUCACCUCGGUCAGGCCCAAACAUGGUGUGAUGAUGGAGCGUAUUUGCUGGCCAAUCAGCUGGUAGAGAACGUUCAGUCUAAGGAAGUGGCCCAGGCUGCUUUAAGGGAUAUCCAGAAAUUCCUGGAGGGGGCGCCGUCGAUACUGAGCUCAGGACCGGACGUCUUGGCCAUUGAAUAUGAGGCGGUCAUCACACCUAAUCUGCAGGCCCAGAUUGGGAAAACGUUUGAGAAACACGCUGCGGUGCAGCAGAUGGUCCAGAGCCGACAGACUUGUCUGAGGAAACAGGCCGAGAAACACGUCCGACCCGUCCAGCUGGUGGCGCCCAGGUCGGAAAACCCACCGCGUGCCAAGUCCCCGCUCUUCUCCCCCAAACAUGGAGAUGGUUUGAAGUUCACAUUCGACCUCGCCUUACCGGGGAAGAGAGCGUCUCGCAAGAGCCCCAACUCUAGAAAAAUCGAGGUGAUUCACGACUACCAGGAGAGUGGAGGCUGUGUGUCCUACAGUCUGGAGGGAGAAGACAGCCCUGACCUACUGAAGCGCCAUGUAAUGAGGGAACUCAUAGACACUGAAAGAAUCUAUGUGGAAGAGCUGCUGUCAGUGCUGCUGGGUUACAGGGCUGAGAUGGACAACCCGCCUCUGUCAGGGCUCCUGACCCCAAUCCUGCGCAGUAAGAGAGAUGUGCUCUUUGGAAACAUGCCUGAGAUCUACAAUUUUCACAGCAGGGUCUUUCUCCAGGAUCUGGAAGGAUGCCUUGAGGCCCCUGAAGGUGUGGGAGCUUGUUUUCUGAAGCGGAAAGAGAGUUUUCAAAUGUAUGAAUGCUACUGUCAGAAUAAGCCCCGCUCCGAUGCACUGUGGAAACAGUUCUCUGACUGUGCCUUCUUUCAGGAAUGUCAAAAAAAGCUGGAGCACAAACUGGGCCUGGAUUCGUACCUGCUGAAACCAGUCCAACGCCUCACCAAAUACCAGCUGCUGCUUAAGGAGCUGCUCAAGUACAGUUCAGAUUGUGAAGGGACGUCUGAGCUGCAGGGGGCGCUAACAGCCAUGCUGGACCUGCUCAAAUCAGUCAAUGACUCUAUGCAUCAGAUAGCCAUCACAGGAUAUGAGGGGGACAUUUGUGAGCUGGGCCGUGUGUUAAUGCAGGGCUCCUUCAGUGUGUGGAUCAGCCAUAAGAGAGGUCCCACACGCAUGAAGGAGCUGGCCCGAUUCAAGCCGAUGCAGCGCCACCUCUUCCUGUAUGAGAGAGCGCUGCUUUUCUGCAAGCGCAGGGAGGAGCACGGAGACGGCUGUGACAAGACGCCCUCGUACAGCUUCAAGCACUGUCUCAAGAUGACGGCCGUGGGGAUCACAGAGAAUGUCAAAGGAGAUGUGAAAAAGUUUGAGAUCUGGUACAGUGGCAGGGAGGAAGUGUAUGUGGUUCAGGCUCCCACGGUGGAAGUGAAGAUGGCCUGGCUCAGUGAGCUGCGCAGGAUCCUAACAAACCAACAGAAGCUGCUUAGAGAUGAAGCAUAUCAACACGGACAAAUGGUUGAGCACAUGCAGCUUUCUCCCCCAGUCUCUGAGAGCAAGCAGCAGAGGGCGUCGGUGAGCUCAGAGGACACAGAAUCGGGAAGGAGCAGUCCAGACCCCCAGCCUCACUCCCCUAAACACCAGCGCAACCGCAGGAUGUUGUCUGUGUGUCAGGUUGGCCCGGAGCUCAUCACUCGGUAGACAACUGCGAAGGUCAGGGGGAGUGGCCUGGAGGUCAAGACGCAGAGGAGAUUUUGGUG